Molecule: messenger RNA, 1006 nt
Organism: Diabrotica virgifera virgifera (western corn rootworm)
Lineage: Eukaryota; Metazoa; Arthropoda; Insecta; Coleoptera; Chrysomelidae
Exons: 3
Coding region: 142-558 (138 amino acids)
Source: RefSeq, a predicted model, not a curated record
UUAGUCACUCCUUCUGAUUAUUUGCCAGGAUUUUGGGCGCAUGUACCUUGGAGAGUGGAGAUUCGCUCCUCUUCAGUCCAACAAUUCAAAAGUUUGUUGCAGUCUCCAACAGUUGCAGAACUGUCAACACGCAACGAGAGCAUGGCGUUUCACCAUGUCGUGUCAUUUUGUACAAUAAUGGUAAUCUGGCACAUUCUUCUGACGAACGCACAGGAAUCUCUAGAGAAAAAGGAUAGUUAUAUGUUACCAGACAGAACAAGAGACCUGCUUCGGUCGCGAAAAAUAUCCCAAAGAGCUUUUCAGAACAUGGAUUUGCUGGUAGCACGUAGUUUUGGAAAAAGAGCUUCAGACUGCUCGGGAGGUAUGUGCGGCAAGAGGAUUCCCGAAUUUUCCGGAGCUAGACUUUAUGGAAAAAGAAAUACUGACAUGGAUCAAUUAAAAUGCUUGUUCAUCGAGUGUGACAGAGAAGAAAUCGAAAAUACCCUGAGAAACAUGGACUACGCUAAUAGCAGAUACAACAAAUACAGAAGGAAUCAAGAUAUUGUGUUACCAGAUUGAUCACCUGUAUUAUAAACAAAUUCAAAUAGAUGAGGAGCAUAAAUUUAAAAUUAGAUAAAUUACGCAUUUUAUAUUUCACCCUAGUAUUUUAUUUGAGUAACAACAAUUAUAACCUAUUCUUGAACAUAUAACAUGUUAUCAAGACCGUUUGUUGUUUCCUAACCUAACCUAACCUUAAAAAUAUUUUCAAAACAAAUAUUUUGUUCUCAUUAAAGUUUGAUAAUUUGCAGAUAUGGUUGUUAUGUGUUUUUACUUUUAUUAGAUGUAUUUAGUUUUGAAUUAAUGUUCCUUAAGGUUUAUUGUGACUGUGAACUAUGAAUGUUGUACCCAAAAUAAUGUAAAUUAAAACAUUCCUGUGAAAUAAGUUUAUUUUCAAAUUUAACAUUACUAAAAUUAAGGAACUUAAAUCUUUAAACUACUAGAAUAAUAAAAACCAUGUUUGAAUAAA